UCGAUUGCCGCCAUGGCCGCCGUGACGUGCCGGUGCAGCAGCGUGGUGUUCGUCGGCAACAUCCCGUACCAGGCGACGGAGGCGGAGCUCCGGGACGCGUGCGAGGAGAUCGGCCCCGUGGCGUCGCUCCGGCUGGCCGUCGACAGGGACACCGGCAAGCCGAGGGGCUUCGCCUUCGUCGAGUACCUCGACGACGAGACCGCCCGUAGCGCCUGCCGCAACCUCGACGGCCACGCCCUCCGCGGCCGCGCGCUCCGCGUCGGCAUCGCCGAGCUGCAGCAGCAGGGAGAGGGAGGAGGCGGAGGAGGAGGAGGAGGAGCAUCCGCCGUGCGCCGUGGCGGCGGCGAGGCGGACCAGCCGGUGGGCGUCGAGGACGCCACCCACGCCGCGUCGCUCGUGUCCGGGGCGCCGCCGCCCAGCGCCGCCGCCACGGCUUACCUCGCCGGGCUGAGCCGGAGGCAGGUGCGCGAGAUGGUGGACGCGGUGGAGGCGCAGGGGGAGGCGCUCGUGGAGCGGAUGAAGCGGCAGUACGCGGGGCUCGCCGCGCUGAUCGAGCAGGCGCGGAUACUGCUCGGCAUGGCGGACGCCGACGCGGCGGCCGCGGCGGCGGCGAAGGCCAAGAAGGGCCGCGCGCAGAAGAGGAAUCACCACGGCGAGGAGGCCCAUGUUGCGUCGAAGCUGAGGAAGCUGAACGAUGGGAGGCCGGCCCAUUACCAGCCCAAUAGCUAG
Oryza brachyantha (malo sina) is the source of this 729-nucleotide messenger RNA. Its product is annotated as cleavage stimulating factor 64-like. Gene Ontology annotation, cellular component: mRNA cleavage and polyadenylation specificity factor complex. The record is from RefSeq and is a predicted model, not a curated record. Gene Ontology annotation, molecular function: mRNA binding. NCBI's taxonomy places the organism in Eukaryota, Viridiplantae, Streptophyta, Magnoliopsida, Poales, Poaceae. The transcript has a single exon. The coding region runs from base 13 to 729 and encodes 238 amino acids.